Monoraphidium neglectum is the source of this 261-nucleotide messenger RNA. RefSeq lists its product as hypothetical. The transcript is spliced from 4 exons. Lineage: Eukaryota; Viridiplantae; Chlorophyta; Chlorophyceae; Sphaeropleales; Selenastraceae. The record is from RefSeq and is a predicted model, not a curated record. The coding region runs from base 1 to 261 and encodes 86 amino acids.
AUGUGGCCCAUGCCCAUGUGGGGGAUGAUGCCGAUGCCCGGCAUGGGCGGGCCGAUGAUGUACGGGAUGCCUGGGAUGAUGCAGAUGCAGGCCCAGCAGCAUCAGCAGCAGCAGCAGCGGCCGGGUGGCUGCGCGGCGCCGCACCAGCAGCAGGAGCAGCAGCAGCAGCAGCAGCAGCACGCCGCAGGCUUCUUCGGCGGCGCCGACUGUGACGCGCAGGCCAUGCAGGGUGUGAUCCCUCCAGCGAUCCUUUCGGGAUGA